Molecule: messenger RNA, 606 nt
Organism: Lemur catta (Ring-tailed lemur)
Lineage: Eukaryota; Metazoa; Chordata; Mammalia; Primates; Lemuridae
Gene: NANOS3
Product: nanos C2HC-type zinc finger 3
Exons: 2
Coding region: 1-606 (201 amino acids)
Biological process (GO): negative regulation of translation; oogenesis
Cellular component (GO): perinuclear region of cytoplasm
Molecular function (GO): mRNA binding; zinc ion binding
Source: RefSeq, a predicted model, not a curated record
AUGGGGACCUUUGACCUGUGGACUGAUUACUUCGGUUUGGCAGGCCUGGUUGGGGCUCUGCGCGGGGAAGAGGAGCCUGAGACCAGGCUAGACCCCCAGCCAGAGCCAGUGCCAAGCCCAGAGGGUCAGGAGCCCAGCCCAGAGUCAUCGCCAGCCCCUGAACGCCUGUGCUCCUUCUGCAAACACAACGGCGAGUCCCGGGCCAUCUACCAGUCCCACGUUCUGAAGGAUGAGGCGGGCAGGGUGCUGUGCCCCAUCCUGCGGGACUACGUGUGCCCCCAGUGCGGCGCCACGCGUGAGCGUGCCCAUACCCGGCGCUUCUGCCCGCUCACCGGCCAGGGCUACACCUCCGUCUACAGCUACACCACCCGAAACUCCGCCGGCAAGAGGCUGGUUCGGCCUGACAAGGCGAAGACGCAGGACACCGGACACCGCCGAGGAGGAGGAGGAGGAGGAGGAGGAGCAGCAGCAGGAGCAGGAGGCCGCCUUCCCCGGGGGACGUGGACCCAGGCGCUGUGGUGGAGGCUGGAUUUCCGGGAAGAUCUACCCUGUGAGGAUGCACCCCUGGACCCUUCCUUAUGUGUGGGGGGCAUGACGGCUGUUUGA